Messenger RNA from Oldenlandia corymbosa var. corymbosa, 1095 nucleotides. The record is from the annotation of a GenBank genome assembly. Lineage: Eukaryota; Viridiplantae; Streptophyta; Magnoliopsida; Gentianales; Rubiaceae.
AUGGAGGGACUUCCCUCUGGCUACCGCCCCAAUGUUGGAGUUUGUCUCAUCAAUGAUGAUAAUCUGGUGUUUGUAGCCUCCAGAUUGAAUGUUCCUGGAGCAUGGCAGAUGCCACAGGGAGGUAUUGAAGAUGGUGAGGACCCUAAGUCUGCAGCCGUUAGAGAAUUGCGAGAAGAAACUGGCAUUGUGUCAGCUGAAAUUGUUGAUGAGGUUCCUCAGUGGUUGACAUAUGAUUUUCCCCCAGCUGUUAAGGCAAAAGUAAAUCGUCUUUGGGGAGGAGGAGAAUGGCAUGGUCAGGCACAAAAAUGGUUCCUAAUGAGACUCACAAAAGACGAAAGCGAGAUCAAUCUGGCAAAUGGCGAAGUGGAGCCAGAAUUCUCGGAGUGGAAAUGGGCCCGGCCUGAAGAGGUCAUUGAACAGGCAGUAGAUUACAAGAGGCCUACCUAUGAGGAAGUUAUGAGAACCUUCGAACGCUACUUUAACGAUAAUGGAAAAGCAGCUAAAUGCCAAUCGACCAAGUGGGGAGAGGGUGACUGUGACGGAGGAAGGAAAUGUAGUAAAGUGAUCAAAUGGUCUGAUGUGGUAAGGAAAGGAGUGGUGGAGGUGGCUAGGAAGUGUACUGUAAUAGCAGUUAUGACACAAGAUACAAAUAUAGAGACUCAGAAACCAAAAAGUACGACACUGGCUAACUAUAUGGAAAGGGCAAGAAGGAAAGGGGUUGUUCCAAUUAGAGGGGGAGGUCAGGGUGGGGAGAUGGACGAUAUGGAGAUGCAACAACAUGAUGAAGAUGAGUACAUGUCUGAUGAUAUCUUUGAAGUGGAUUGGAAUGAUGACAGUGAAGGGAAUGGGGAUAGGCAAGUUCUAGGAGACAUUACGAAUGUCAACCAUCAAAGUUUUAAACAGGUGUCUGGAGGGACUGGGAGGGGGAAGAAGGGGCAAUGGAAGAAGCAAGAAAGACUUAUGAAAGAGGAUAAAUAUGAUAAAAAGAAAAGGAAAGAUGGGGUACUAUUUGGAGGGGCAGGGAAGAGAAGAAGAGAAGGGGUGCAAGAUGGUGAUAGAGAUGAACUAGCAGGGAACAAACAUAAGAAGGUCUAG